Molecule: messenger RNA, 1504 nt
Organism: Syzygium oleosum
Lineage: Eukaryota; Viridiplantae; Streptophyta; Magnoliopsida; Myrtales; Myrtaceae
Product: probable 3-hydroxyisobutyryl-CoA hydrolase 3
Exons: 14
Coding region: 41-1216 (391 amino acids)
Biological process (GO): L-valine catabolic process
Molecular function (GO): 3-hydroxyisobutyryl-CoA hydrolase activity
Source: RefSeq, a predicted model, not a curated record
CCCAGAUAGGAGGAGAGAACAGAGAGAGUGUGUGUGAAGGAUGCAGGCUCUGAGCUCUAUCGAGUUGUUCCGCAGAGACUUGGCCGAGCAGCCGGUACUGUUCGAAGAGCAUUCAGGAGUGAGGAAGGUGAUCUUGAACCGGCCUUCCAAGUUGAACUCCCUCACCCUCGAAAUGAUUUCUCAGAUGUUUAGCAAGUUGAAGGUCUACGAGGACGAUCCGACCGUCAACGUUGUUAUCUUGAAGGCAAACGGGAAAGCAUUUUGUGCGGGUGGUGAUGUUUUCCAAAAUAUCUGCUCCAUGUUAACAGGACACUGGAGCUUCGGAGCAAGCUUUUACAAGAAACAACUCACCUUGGAUCACCUGAUAGCCACCUAUACAAAGCCUUUGGUAUGCCUCAUCAACGGAGUUGUAAUGGGCGGUGGUGCUGGACUCUCCAUGCACGCGAGAUUUCGAGUCGUGACAGAGAAGACGGUAUUUGCAAUGCCUGAAGCAGUACUCGGAAUCUUUCCGGAUGUGGGUGCAUCUCAUUUCCUAUCCAAGCUUCCCGGUUACUUUGGUGAAUAUCUAGGAUUAACCGGAGCACGGGUCGAUGGAGAAACAAUGCUUGCAUGUGGCCUCGCAACUCAUUUUGUCUUUUCAAAGGAUCUUCCUCUUUUAGAACACGCUUUCUCUUCGGUGGAUUCAUCAAAUGCAUUAGAAAUUUCAUCGGUCAUCAACAAGUAUGCGCACAAAUCCGAUACGAAAGAGGAAGAUCUUCACAAAAGAUUGAAGAGCAUAAACAGAUGUUUCUCAAGACAAACUGUGGAGGGCAUAUUACGUUCUCUCGAGAAAGAGUUGCUAGAUAACUUGGCAGAGAAUUGGAUCAUCGAGGCAGUGAACAGUAUGAAGUCUGCUAGUCCGACCAGCCUAAAGAUUUCUCUGAGAUCGAUAAGAGAAGGACGUGGUCAGACGAUUGAACAAUGUCUAGCUCGGGACUACACCGUCUAUUGCAACGUCGUGCGAAGGAAGAUCACCAAUGACUACUAUGAGGGUUCAAGGGCAAUUUUUUUCGAUAAAGACAAAAGGCCCAAGUGGGAGCCGCCAAAGUUAGAGUUAGUCGGAGCAGAGAUGGUGGAUAUGCUAUUCAAAGCAUUGGAGGAUGAUGACGAUUGGAAUUGUCUACAGCUCCCUGCACGGUCCUCCGACAUGCUUGACCACACGAGAUCGAAGCUCUGAAUGAACCUAUUUGUGACACAACUCACACAUAUUGCAAUACAGCAAACUGGAAACUGUGACAUCAGUAACCACGUAAACACAACUCAGAUAUAUUGGCCUGCAUUUGUAAUGUGACAGUCUUAUUUGUCAAAAUCACACGAGACAACUCAAGCUUUCCUGAUUAACUUCCUGUCUAAAUCUUAGCUUUUGAUGAAUACUUUCGCCUGUGGGAAUCACAUUGCCCUCUAAAUUACAAGCAACGAAGAGGAAUAAUUGCUGUCGAUGCAUCUAAAGAUAGAACAGCGCAGU